CUGUGGUCGGAGCACUCGGAGCUCGGAGCUCGGAGCCAAUCGGAGCUAUUUCGCUUUCACAUCGUGAUCAUCGUGUGAUUCACGAUUGACGCUACUUCGCUCUUCGCUGUGACUGGCUGUGAUUGUCGAAUCUUUGCUGAUCUGCCAAAAUGCUCCGACUCGAUCUCUGCCGAAGACUACCGACAAGCGUAGCUUAUCUUGAUAUCAUAUCAUGUGUAAUGUAGCGAGUUAUUAAUAUUCACGUUAAUAUUCCGCUUGUUUCUCUAUGCUCACUCGUCAUGUCGGCGGCCAAGAGCGAAGAUAGCAAUAACGACAAUCUGAACAGACAGGGCUCCUUCAGGAAGCUUGUGCCGGGAAGUAGCAUUGGAGAUUCUCCGUUAAGCAUGUCCGUGAAAAUGAUAGACAGACCGAUUGUGUCGCAAACCAACAAGCACUACGCUAUUUUCUUGCAGGAAUACAAUAUUCUUUCCGAGUAUAAAAUGUUGUGCUCCCAAGAUUUGAAGGGAAUUUAUGUGGUACCGUCCGCUCUGAACGCUUUUUUAUGGUUUGGCGUACAGUUCAUUCGGCAAGGAAUCUACAGAGGCGGAGUUUUCAGAUUCACCAUUACACUGCCUUCGAACUUCCCACUUGGAGAUUGCCCUAAAGUUGUGUUUGAAACUCAAAUCUUCCAUCCAUUAAUAAAUCCAGAAAAUGGAGAAUUGUGCACAUCGUGGGGAUUUCCCGAGUGGAGGAGAAAUAACAGAAUUGGGCAAUUGUUGCAAUAUAUCACUAAGAUAUUUACUAAACUAGAUACGAAAAUGACUUCGGUAAAUGAGGAGGCAUCUAGCUUGCAGGAAAAUAAUUCUGUGGCUUUCCGGGAACGUGUGAAAGCGUGCGUAAAGGAAAGUGUGAAUCAAGUGUUUAAUCCACCUACCAUGGAUGAUCCGCAUUACAUUACAUUUAAUCCAUAUGUGAAUGAACUACACGAUCCCAUUAGACGAGAGAUUUACGAGUCAAAAGGCGAAGAAGAGAAUAAGCCGUUAGGUUUGUCGUGGGUACAACCUGGUUCGCUUCAGCCAUUUUCGAAACCAGAAGCGAGAUAGUAAAAAAGUUCUAAACGCUGGCAAUAAUGAAA
Temnothorax curvispinosus is the source of this 1114-nucleotide messenger RNA. RefSeq names its product protein crossbronx homolog. The transcript is spliced from 7 exons. The record is from RefSeq and is a predicted model, not a curated record. The coding region runs from base 279 to 1082 and encodes 267 amino acids. Lineage: Eukaryota; Metazoa; Arthropoda; Insecta; Hymenoptera; Formicidae.